Messenger RNA from Diaporthe amygdali, 1443 nucleotides. RefSeq names its product cmgc mapk protein kinase. Lineage: Eukaryota; Fungi; Ascomycota; Sordariomycetes; Diaporthales; Diaporthaceae. The record is from RefSeq and is a predicted model, not a curated record. Gene Ontology annotation, molecular function: ATP binding; protein serine/threonine kinase activity. The coding region runs from base 1 to 1443 and encodes 480 amino acids. Gene Ontology annotation, biological process: intracellular signal transduction; protein phosphorylation. The transcript has 5 exons. Gene Ontology annotation, cellular component: cytoplasm; nucleus.
AUGGCGGAUCUACAAGGUCGAAAGGUCUUCAAGGUCUUCAACCAAGACUUUAUCGUGGACGAGCGCUACACCGUUACCAAGGAGCUGGGCCAGGGAGCCUAUGGUAUCGUUUGCGCCGCCGUCAACAACCAAAGCAAUGAGGGUGUCGCCAUCAAAAAGGUCACCAAUGUCUUUAGCAAGAAGAUCCUGGCCAAGCGCGCCCUGCGUGAGAUCAAGCUCCUUCAACACUUCCGAGGCCAUCGCAAUGCUGAGGACGAGGCUAACCCAUGCGCAGAGUUGAUGGAGUGCGAUCUUGCUGCAAUCAUCCGCUCAGGCCAGCCCUUGACCGACGCUCACUUCCAGUCCUUCAUCUACCAGAUCCUUUGUGGCCUGAAGUAUAUCCACUCAGCGAAUGUCCUCCAUCGUGAUCUGAAGCCCGGAAACCUGUUGGUCAACGCAGACUGCGAGCUCAAGAUUUGCGAUUUCGGUCUGGCACGUGGAUUCUCGGUCGACCCGGAGGAGAAUGCUGGUUACAUGACGGAAUACGUCGCCACGAGGUGGUACCGCGCCCCUGAGAUCAUGCUGAGCUUCCAGAGCUAUACCAAAGCUAUCGAUGUCUGGUCCGUGGGCUGCAUCCUCGCCGAACUCCUCGGCGGCCGACCAUUCUUCAAGGGCAGGGACUACGUCGACCAGCUCAACCAGAUUCUUCACAUCCUCGGAACGCCCAACGAGGAGACCCUGUCCCGCAUUGGCUCGCCCCGCGCUCAAGAAUACGUUCGCAACCUGCCCUUCAUGCCCAAGAAGCCUUUUGCCUCGCUGUUCCCCAACGCCAACCCAGAUGCCCUUGACCUGCUGGACCGUAUGCUCGCCUUCGACCCGUCUUCGCGUAUCAGUGUCGAGCAGGCGCUCGAGCACCCGUAUCUGCAGAUCUGGCACGACGCAUCCGACGAGCCGGACUGCCCCACGACUUUUGACUUCGACUUCGAGGUAGUUGAGGACGUGGGCGAGAUGCGCAAGAUGAUCCUGGAGGAGGUCUACCGCUUCAGGCAGACCGUCCGGACGGUCCCAGGCUCUGGCGGAGCCCAGCACGCCGGGCAGCAGGGCGGUGCGAGCCAGGUACCCAUGCCGAGCGGUGGGGCCACGGGUCAGUGGAGGACCGAGGACCCUCGGCCUGAGGAGUCACGCCGAUACUUGUUAUCGGAGGAUGCUGAGGUCGACAAGUGUCCUGGGUACAGAGAGCACAGCGACGCGAUGGGGCAAGACGACUGCGCAUUCGAGGACCUGAGCUCAGCGCAACAGGACGAAUACUGGCUGCGGGUACAGAAGAGGCUGGGAACGGUGAUGCAGAUGCUGGGAGACCAGCCAGACGUCAGGUCGCCCAAUUCCGUCGUCUCUAUCUCGGGCGCUGGUCGAGGAGGCAUGAGGUGCCUCCGUGAAAAGUGCGGAGGGAUAUACACUGAGUAA